Molecule: messenger RNA, 3096 nt
Organism: Stylophora pistillata
Lineage: Eukaryota; Metazoa; Cnidaria; Anthozoa; Scleractinia; Pocilloporidae
Product: endoplasmic reticulum mannosyl-oligosaccharide 1,2-alpha-mannosidase
Biological process (GO): mannose trimming involved in glycoprotein ERAD pathway; carbohydrate metabolic process
Cellular component (GO): membrane; endoplasmic reticulum
Molecular function (GO): mannosyl-oligosaccharide 1,2-alpha-mannosidase activity; calcium ion binding
Source: RefSeq, a predicted model, not a curated record
AUGGCGGACAGUCGGCGUUAUUUACCAAAUCUUUUAAGAUGAUUAAGCCGAAGAAUAUCUAAACUAACAUUAGCAAGAAAACCUAUCUUUGUCCCGUAUUUUUCCAUAUCGUUCCUUGAAGAUAUGGGCUCCACUCAGCGGGAAGGAUCGGGAGAUUUCAUCUCAAUUUCCAUGCCAUGGAAUACUGGCCAUAGAAAUGAUGACAACAGCAAGGGACGCCGACAUACUUCACUGUACAGGAAAUGGCGAGCCAUGUCUUCUUUUCAAAGAUCGCUCAUUUUUCUGCUGUGUGUUCUUGGUUGUGUAACUUUUUUGUGGUGGCGUAAAGGACUGAUGGCGCACAACUUGGCCAUUGACAAUGUGGAUGAAACUGUAGAUCAUCAAGGUCACACGAUUUCUGAGGAACAUUCUCCCAAGUUUAACAGAGUUAAUAAACAGGAAAUUAUUGAAAAUAAUUUAAAAGAACUGGAAGAACUUCGGAAGCAACAUGCCCUGGCAAUAAAGAAAGGGCCCCCAAAGUUGAAAAAUAGGGAUAAACCAAUUGAGGACAAUAAAGACAAUAACAAUAACCUUAAUUCAAAGGAAGAAACAAAUCUGGGGGAGAUUCAUGGUGAUACAGGUGUACAUAAUGAGGAUAAGCUACCAGGUGACGUUGGAGCAGAUACUGCUGGUGAUGGUGAAGCAAAUCCUGCAGAAAAUAAUGAGAAUUUUGCUCUGAACAUUAAUGGAGUUAACAUACUGCCAUUAGAUAAACAAAAUCAACGUCAAAAGAAAGUUGUAGAAGCAUUCAGACAUGCAUGGGAUGGUUAUAGAAAAUAUGCUUGGGGUCAUGAUGAAUUACGUCCCAUUUCCAGAUCACACAGCGAGUGGUUUGGUAUAGGGCUGACAAUUAUUGAUUCACUGGAUACCAUGUUGUUAAUGAACCUGCGUGAAGAAUUUCAACAGGCUCGUGAAUGGGUUGCUAGCAGCUUGACCUUUGAGAAAAAUGUUGAUGUGAAUUUGUUUGAGACAACAAUCCGUGUACUUGGAGGACUCUUGAGUGCUUAUCAUUUGUCUCGAGAUGACCUGUUUUUGAAGAAAGCAAUUGAUUUGGGAGAUCGCCUCCUGCCAGCUUUUCACACGCGAUCAAACAUUCCAUAUUCUGAUGUGAAUCUACUGACUCAUACAGCUCACCCUCCUCGCUGGGGUCCAGAUAGUUCAGUGUCUGAGGUCACUACCAUACAGCUGGAGUUCCGAGAUCUCGCUUAUAUCACAGGGGAUGCAAAAUACAAGAGUGCAGUAGAUACAGUAAUGAGUCAUGUUCAUGCCCUUCCCAAGCGGGCAGGCCUAGUACCAAUCUUUGUGAAUGCAGAUACAGGCAAGUUUCGGCCUGGUGCAACAAUUACCUUGGGUGCUCGGGGGGAUAGCUACUAUGAGUAUCUUCUAAAGCAGUGGCUACAGAGUGGGAAAACUGAGAAUUGGCUUCGAGAUGAUUUUGUCGAGUCUAUGGAUGGAGUCAUGUCUCUUUUGAGGAGAGAAUCUGAACCAAGCAAGUUAGUGUACAUUGGUGAACUUCUGCAUGGCUCAACAUUCAGCCCUAAGAUGGAUCAUUUAGUGUGUUUUCUGCCAGGAACAUUAAUGUUGGCUGUUCAGAAUGGCCUGGACAAGAAAUACGAACAAUUUGCUAAGGAUCUGUUGGAGACAUGUGUUCAGAUGUACAAACGUAUGCCUACUGGAUUAAGUGCUGAACUGGUCUACUUUAACCAGGGGUCUUCAAAACACGAAGAUAUUCAAGUCAGGCCAUUAGAUGCCCACUGUUUGCUACGACCAGAAACUGUAGAAUCAUUAUUUAUUCUUUACCGUCUUACGAAAGACAAGAAAUACCAGGAGUAUGGCUGGUCCAUAUUUCAAGCCAUUGAGCGACAUGCCAAGAUAAGCACUGGAGGAUAUUCGUCGCUAAACAGUGUCAAAGACACAAAUUUGGGAUUCAGAGACAAAAUGGAAAGCUUCUUCCUCGGAGAGACACUUAAGUAUUUAUUCUUAUUAUUUAGCGAUGUGGACAUGGUGCCACUUGAUAACUUUGUAUUUAAUACAGAAGCCCACAUAUUCCCAAUAAGGAAAUCCUAACCGACGGAACAUUAGGUAGGUUGCCGUCGAGGUAAUAAUGGUCACUUCAUUUUUCAGGUGAGUCACGCGUAAAGCGCGCAGCCGAGCUAUAUUAAAUCGGAAACUGGAUGUGAGAAUAGCGAAAAAAUCACGCCGCGCGAAAGCUGAAAUGGGUUACGUAUAAGGGCUACGCGGAUAAUGUGGAGGGAAUAACAUAUCGGGUUUUCCGUACGUACGUGUUCCACGGACCAAGGAGAAAUGACAGGGUACGGGUUUCCUUGACAUCUAGGGUGUUGUGGUAGUUCUUAUUGCUGAGGAGACUGCUUUUUUUUAUAUAACUAUCCCAGCUGUUUUUUAUCUCCCGUCUCUUUAUGAAAGGUCAAGUGUGGGUAAUCGCGCUCCACGAGUUUCCGCUCUCUUCCCUGAGAAAUCCGACAACGCCCUACCCUCCUAUAGUGAAAUCGGUGGUUUAGUAUAGUUAAACUUUGAUACCUGUGUAAAGUUCAUGGCGAAGAGCCAUUGCACGAAGCAGUCCUUCUGUAAAUUGGCACAAUUCGUUGCGUAGACUUAAAUAUCUUUCCUUAUACGGUGAUACAACGGUGAAUAACUUCGACAAACACUUAAUUUAAAACAGAAAUCGGAUGAAGGGGAUCAAAACAAACGCUCGUUCUGAAGUUAUUUCGUGCAGUGACUAAGCAAGUUGUUGUGAUUCGUCUUCGGAUUGCGGAUGAGACUUAAAGUUAACUAUCAGCACGCAGUUUGGAGUGGUUUUCAUUGAAUGUCGAAAUGCCAAAACCCUAUUUAUCGCGAUGGCCAAUCAGAACGAACGUUUGCGAUAUCAUUAGCCUAUGGGAACUCAAAGGAAAGACUGAAUACUGCUAAUAGGGCGGGAAAACGCGGCGACCAAUUUGAUUCAGAUUAGCCAUGGGAAUGGCGCCAAUUUUCUCGACCAAACACAGAGCGAGGCAACGCAAAAACAGGGUGAUCCUGGCUUAGUUUCGACACUCAAAA